Monopterus albus (swamp eel) is the source of this 983-nucleotide messenger RNA. RefSeq names its product collagen alpha-1(II) chain-like. Lineage: Eukaryota; Metazoa; Chordata; Actinopteri; Synbranchiformes; Synbranchidae. Gene Ontology annotation, molecular function: extracellular matrix structural constituent. The coding region runs from base 15 to 725 and encodes 236 amino acids. The record is from RefSeq and is a predicted model, not a curated record. The transcript is spliced from 6 exons.
GACAGCCGCUUAACAUGACCUUCACUCAACUCAAAGACCUGAUGUAUGUGUCCGAUAAGCCCAACUAUCCUUUGAUCCAGACUCUGCUGGAUUCUCUGCACCGUGAACUUCGGCUACUUGCGGAUCCUCCUGAUGGCAGCAAAGAGCAUCCCGCCACCACCUGUCUGGAGCUCUGGUUCUGUCACCCUGAAUACAGCAGCGGAAUGUAUUACAUCGAUCCUAACCAAGGCAGUCCAGGCGACGCUCUGCUGGCCUACUGCAGCUUCUCUUCCACAUCAAAACAGACCUGCCUUCAUCCUCGAGAUUCUCAGCUGCCUGUGAAAGCUUGGCUGGAAGAAUUUUCUGAAGAAGGAUCCUUUGAGUGGCUCAGCAGACUGGAGCGGGGGUUUCAGUUUUACUAUCCAGGUGCUAAUGUGGUCCAGAUGCGUUUCCUGAGGUUGCACAGUAGCACUGCCUUCCAGAAGGUGACCUAUUCCUGCCAUCCGGGACAUAGACUGGGCCGGGCAGAGAGAGAUGUCAAAUUCCUCACCGACACUAGGAAGCAGAGUUACCUCGGAGCACUUAAAGACUGUGUGCCUGGAGAGGAGACGGUUUCUGGACCUCAGGAAUCCGUGUUUGAGUUUGAGGAUCUACAGCUGCUUCCUCUGAGAGACAUAGCGUUAACGGGAGGCGGAAGCCACACACACCAGUUUGGCUUUACUGUCGGACCUGCAUGUUUCAGCUAGAGGUGCUAAAAAACUGUGCCGUCCCAAAGAACUCCCAGGUCCAGGACACAAACCUCUGUUCAAAACAUGGAUGCCAAGAUGACAGCUGGAAUAUAUCCUACAAUUUUUGAGGACGUCGUCCUCCUUCCUCUAGUUUUGGAAGAUUUGAUCUCCUAAGUUGAGUGACUCUGUAUUAAUGAAUUUCUGAGGGCACAAGAAUCACAGGCCUUUUUUUAAUAAAAAAGUCAAUUUUGUUUACAGAGACAUUUAUCUUAUAAU